Molecule: messenger RNA, 1639 nt
Organism: Momordica charantia (bitter melon)
Lineage: Eukaryota; Viridiplantae; Streptophyta; Magnoliopsida; Cucurbitales; Cucurbitaceae
Product: UDP-glycosyltransferase 91A1-like
Molecular function (GO): UDP-glycosyltransferase activity
Source: RefSeq, a predicted model, not a curated record
AAAAGGAAAGACAAACGACAAAAGAAAACAACAUUUAAGAAAGGAAAGCAAAGCAGCGUUUUACUUAAUUUUUGUGGUACCUCUGAAAAAACCAGAAGAAGAGCCAGAAAUCAAUGGCCGGCGAAAGUGAAACCCUGCGCAUAGCGAUGUUUCCAUGGCUGGCUUUGGGGCACCUCAUCCCGUACCUGGAAUUCGCGAAGCUGAUCGGCGGACAGCGCCACCACGUGUUCUUCGUCUCCACCCCUCAAAACAUCCGCCGCCUCAUCCCCAGAGUGCCCUCCGAUUUGGUUCCCUUCAUCACCUUCGUCAACCUGCCCCUCCCUCCCGUCGCCGGCCUCCCCGACGGCGCCGAGGCCACCGCCGAUCUCCCUUCUCACCUGGUUAAGUUCCUCAAAGUGUCGUAUGAUGAGCUCCGGCAUCCCAUGGCUGAGUUUCUCCGAUCUUCCUCUCCCGACUGGAUCCUCCAUGAUUUCGCUUCCUACUGGCUCUCUCCCAUCGCCCGCCAACUCCGCAUUAAGAUUGGCUACUUCAGCACUCUAAACCCGGCGUUUCACAGUUUCAUGGGCCCAGUUUCAGGCAUGAAGGGUGGCGAAGGGAUCCGCAAAACUCCCCAUGAUUUCACCGUCACACCCACCUGGAUCCCCUUCCCCACAACGGUGUCGUUUUCCUACUACGACAUCAAGAAAAUACUCGACAAGUCGUCGGAGAACGCCUCCGGCUCCGACAACGGCGUCUCCGACGUCCACCGCUUCGCCGACGUGAUACAAGACUCCGACGUAAUCGCAGUGAGAGGCUCUCGCGAAUUCGAAUCCGAAUGGUUCCAAGUCCUCAACGAGAUCUACCAAAAGCCCGUUUUCCCGGCCGGCCAUUUCCCGACAACGGAACACGACCAAGGGGAAGAAACAGAGACAUGGGAAUUCAUAAAAAACUGGCUGGACAAUCAAAACAGAGGAUCCGUCGUCUACGUCGCGUUCGGGACGGAGGCCAAGCCGACGAAGUCGGAGCUGACGGAGAUAGCGCUGGGGUUAGAGCAAUCGGAACUGCCGUUCUUCUGGGCUCUGAAGACCCGCCGGGGAGCGGCCGACGGCGAGGCGGUUCAGUUGCCGGAAGGAUUUGAAGACCGAAUUGGAGGGAGAGGGCUGGUUUUCAGGAAUUGGGUUCCCCAGGUGAAGAUCUUGGGGCACGAAUCGGUGGGGGGAUUUUUGUCCCAUGGUGGAUGGAGCUCGGUGGUGGAGGGAAUUAAGAAUGGGAAACCUCUGAUUUUGGUUGGGUUUUAUGGAGAUCAGGGGAUUAACACCAAGGUCGUGGCGGAGAAGAAGAUGGGGCUCCCGAUUCCGAGGGCGGAACAGGACGGCUGGUUUGGGAGAAAUUCGGUGGCGGAAUCGUUGAGGAUGGUGAUGGUGGAGGAACAGGGCAAGAUUUACAGAGAGAAGAUUAUGGAAGCGAGGGCGUUGUUCGUCGAUACAGAGAUACAACAAAAGUAUGUGGUUGAAUUUCUGGAAUAUCUUAAGAAUAAUAAGCAUUCUUGCCAUGGAUAAGGAAAAUACUAGCUGACGUGUACUUCGUCAAACAUUUAAUCACGAGGUGAACAAGGUUCAACAAGUAUUUUUACAUGGAUAAAUAAAACGUUUUUUUAGUA